AUGUCUGCCAUCCCUCUAUUGAAACUCCCUAUAUUAUGCAUUAAUGAAAUAUUAAUCAAUACCGAUAUCAUUUCUCUUGUAAACUUUUGCUUACAAUCAGAAAAAUGUAGGCGAUUUGUGAAUUUUAUAAGAACCUCACUAACCGGAUUGCAUGUGGAUAUCAAGAAUGAAAUGACUGAAAUUCGAUUUAUUUCUUCAAAUGGACACGAGGGUUCCUGGUUUUAUGUAACCGAUAAUGAGACGGUGCCAUUCGAUGGUAGUAAUCAGAUGGAUAUGUGUUUCGAUGAGUUGGCAAUCGCUUCAUAUCACAAUGAACAGGAUAUUCAAUCAUUCAUUAGCACAGGAAUCAAUUUCUUUUCAAAGGAGUUAUUCAGGAAGCCUAUUCUCAAUGUCUACCUCCAUCCAGAUGACUUUCCAGAAUCCAGACGACCAUUUUAUGAAGGAUUCAAUGAAUGUGAGGAGAUCCAUAUCCAAGGAGAGAAGGCGAUGAGGAACGAGGACUUGAAAGGGAUUCUGGAGAAUCUGGAAUUCAAAAAAGCAUGUGUAUUGGAUAUUCCAGUGAAUCAAGACUUCAAAUGUAACCUUCAGAAAUUUCACCAUAAGAUACUCAGGUGUGAUAGAAGAGAAGGAGGUAGUUGUGAUUGGAUCACUAGAGAUGUACUGCUCAGUCUGAAAUGCGUCACCCGUAUAUAUCUGGUUGACAGUGUUCUGACUGCAGCUGACUGCAAGACAUUUUUCAAUGAUUGGUACCGUUCUGAUGAAACUAACUUCGAGAUGUUGCACAUUCAGAACAGGAUUCCUUUAGCUGGACUGACUUUCGAAGACAUUCCAUCGAUUCCAUGGGAUGAGGAGCUACGGGGACAAUAUUUUCGGGACUCAGAAACCAUUGCUUUCGACUGCUCCGACGGAACUGAUUACUUGAGAAGAGACGGAUCUUUAUGUACUAUUCGAUUCACUAAUCUUCAACUAUUCUUUGGUGUUUGGAAGAAUCGAUUUCCGGAUAUUUCAGAUACUUCGAUUAUUGUGUAA
Messenger RNA from Caenorhabditis remanei, 1029 nucleotides. RefSeq lists its product as uncharacterized. Gene Ontology annotation, biological process: embryo development. Bases 1 to 1029 code for a protein of 342 amino acids. The transcript has 4 exons. NCBI's taxonomy places the organism in Eukaryota, Metazoa, Nematoda, Chromadorea, Rhabditida, Rhabditidae. The record is from RefSeq and is a predicted model, not a curated record.